This is a messenger RNA of Sesamum indicum (sesame), 2148 nucleotides long. Its product is annotated as Eukaryotic aspartyl protease family protein. Gene Ontology annotation, biological process: proteolysis. NCBI's taxonomy places the organism in Eukaryota, Viridiplantae, Streptophyta, Magnoliopsida, Lamiales, Pedaliaceae. Gene Ontology annotation, molecular function: aspartic-type endopeptidase activity. The record is from RefSeq and is a predicted model, not a curated record.
UAGUUUAAAAGAUUGAGAUUUAUAGUUAAUCAAGUCGGGAGACUCUUUUCAUGACAUUAAUCGCAAUUGAUCUCAUGCAAAUUAAGUGAUCAAUGCUAUCGCCAAGAAUCUAUUCUUUCAAAUAUCUAAACAACAUUAAAAAUACCAACAAACCUCCUCCUCACAUUCAAAGCUUCUCUCUGCUGCUUUCUCCCCCCGCCUGCGUGACUAUCUUUAUGCCACCUCCCUCUAUAUAAAUUUGCACUGCACACGCCUCCAUUUUCAUCUCACCUCCUCUUGCGCUGUAAUGGGGAAGAUGGGCUUUUUCUCUCUUGCCCUUUUUGUUGCGGUUUUCGCCAUUUUUGCUUCUCCUGUGCUCUCGAGAACACUCCCCUUCACCUCAAAAGCCGCUCUUCUUGAUGUUGCUUCCACACUCUCGAAAACCCAAGAUUUGUUCUCACUCAAUUCACACAGCGUACUACCCUCGAAGCACCAAGUACGCCACCGACACCCGCCCGUUUCUCCCGACUCCAGCCUUAGUUUCGAGCUGCAUCCUCGCUUGUCCGUCCGUGGAACUUCGGAGAAAGACUACGAAACCCUCACAUUGGCUAGACUCGCUCGCGACUCGGCCCGGGUUAAAUCGAUUCAGACUCGGCUAGAUCUGGUGAGUUUAGACAUAAAGAAAGCAGAUCUAACGCCUUUGGAAGUUGAAUUUGAGGAACAAAAGCUCGAGGGUCCAGUGAUUUCCGGCACGAGUCAAGGCAGCGGCGAGUAUUUCUGUAGAGUGGGAGUCGGCAACCCGCCGACUCAAGCUUACAUGGUGCUCGACACUGGGAGUGACGUCAACUGGGUGCAAUGCGCACCCUGCGCAGACUGUUACCAGCAAGCGGACCCGAUUUUCGACCCGAGUCUAUCCUCUUCCUUCUCUCCCCUGACGUGCGAAACACAGCAAUGCAAGUCGCUCGACGUGUCCGAAUGCCGGAACGGCACGUGUCUCUACGAAGUUUCCUAUGGCGACGGUUCCUAUACCGUCGGAGAUUUUGUAACGGAGACUAUUACUUUCGGGGGUUCGGCUGCGGUUAACAAAGUAGCCAUCGGCUGCGGGCAUAACAACGAGGGACUGUUUGUUGGAGCCGCCGGCUUAAUUGGCUUAGGCGGCGGCCCGCUAUCCUUUCCGUCCCAAAUCAAUGCUUCCUCCUUUUCUUACUGUCUCGUGGACCGGGACUCCGACUCCGCCUCGACUCUCGAGUUCAACUCGGUUCCGUCUCCUGACGCCGUAACUGCUCCGUUAGUCCGCAAUUCGAAGCUUGACACGUUCUAUUACGUGGAUUUAACGGGAAUCAGCGUGGCGGGAGAGCUGCUGCCAAUCCCACCGUCGACAUUCCAGCUGAACGAUAACGGGAACGGCGGAGUGAUAGUGGAUUCAGGGACGGCCGUGACGAGGCUGCAAACAGAGGCUUACAACUCAAUGCGCGACGCCUUCAAAAAGGGGACGAAGGAUUUGGCGUCAACAGAGGGGGUGGCACUGUUCGACACGUGCUACGACUUGAGCUCAAGGAAGAGUGUGGAGGUGCCGACGGUGGCGUUCCACUUCGGGAACGGGAAAGAACUGAGUUUACCGGCUAAGAAUUACAUGAUACCGGUAGAUUCAUCGGGGACUUUCUGUUUCGCAUUCGCACCGACGUCGUCAUCGCUUGGGAUUAUAGGGAAUGUCCAGCAGCAGGGGACACGUGUCAGUUACGACCUGACUAAUUCUCUUAUUGGGUUCUCACCCAAUAAAUGCUAGAAAUUGAUUGAAAAAGAAAAAAGCAGUGGUGUUAAUUUUAAUUUAUAUUAUUAUGAUAUUCCUCCUGCUGAUUAGAUAUAUAUAUAUAUAUAUAUAUGGGGGAAGGAAUAGGAUUAACUAUUUACUUUAUUAUAAAGUUUUGUUUAUUGUAAUUGAAGAAUUGAGGUAGUUGCUUUUGUGUGGGCCUGACCUUAAUAACUGUAAGGCCCAAGGGUUGGGCCCACAUGUGGGUGUGGGUGUGGGUGUGGGUGUAUGUGUAAUUCUUGCAACUCAGUGAACUUACAUGUUUCUUUGUUUGUAUAGUAGGUAGUAAUAUUAGUUGUAAGUUGCAAGUUUGAUGCGAGAUGGUUAUUUAUGAAAUGGUAUUGAUUCUUGAUUAAUUA